UUCUAAAAGUGCAGUAUGCUUAGUUUUCGUGUUAGGGAACGCUCACUCUGACAAACCAUAGGAUAAUUCUGUUUCCCUAGAUAUGAAGAUGUUGCAGAGGUAAGUGUGUACCUUCACUAUACUAUUCACCUCUGUUAAUGCUUUAAUAGGGAGUACUGGGGUAAUAAAACUCACUUUCAGAGGAGUGAUAUUUCGACUCUAAUGAUGCAACAACAUAACGUGUUGCAUGUUUGCUCUGAAUGAAACUCUAUUUUAAUUCUUCUUCAGCGGAGGUUAGAAAUUAAUUAAUUUGUACAUACCAUGGUACAACUGAUUUAAAUGCCUUCAAGCAUGAAUUACAUCAUCCAAAAUAUUACACACAAAGUGUGGUAGGAGCUAAUAAAAUUAUAUAUUAAUAUCAUGCCACAGGUAAAUUCACAAUUUCUUUUGCAAACAUUUGAGACGUGUUGGGGCACACCUUUUGGAAAGCUUUGCGUCAUGGUUUACACUGGAUAUUAAUGAUAGCUCUAAUGGAAUUAAAGUUUAAAAGUAUAUAAGAUAAUGUUCGCUAGUUCAGUACUGUACUCAGCAGUUUGAUGGUGUUUAUGUCUCAGCAUAGACCAUGUUGGACAGGCAAACAUAGAGUUAUUGGACAGGCAAAUUCUUGAAAAUUAUGGACCUGUGCACUUUGAAUUGACUAAAUUCUACUCUGGGAUUUUAUUUCUACCAAAUAUUCUGCUUAAAGACUCUAAGCCCCACAACCACUACAACACACUGAAGUGUUUAUGGUGCCAGGGAUGCCCUAAGUUGUCAAAGAGUUUUAGAACAGUUUGAAUUCUUACUUGGGUUCCACGGGAGAUUACUCCACAAUUUCCAACAUAGAGUUGGAUGUUCUCAGUUGAAAUUGUAUUUAUCCUUUUUGUUAUUGCCACCAAACCAUAAUCUUCUGUUCACUAUACACCAAACUCCAAAAUUCCCAUGCUUGUAUACCAUACCUUUUUCUUAUUUACCAUCAUAUUUGUAUCGAUUCCUCCCACUCCCUGUUUUCUUUCUUUAUUUUUUGCUCCCGUCUUUAGGUUACUAAAGGUUGAUCCACCCUUUUCGUUGUAUUAAGUAAACAAAGAAAUUGAUUUAUUAGCAUUGAUUAUACUCCUGACCUGUAGACCUUUUCAUAUGUUCUUUUUCUUUAUAACUUUUAAAAUCCGAGCUUAUUUACUGAUUGAUAAAAAAAAAAACACACUCAAGGAAAAAAAAAAACAGAGAGAAAUUGGGAUUUACUAAAUAACCUCCAUUUAAAUAUGCAUAGGGAUUUGGGCUAUAUUUUCUUUGGUUUUUAGCGUAUUUAUUGGUGCUAUGGUCAUUGCUGCCACCCAGAAGUAGUGGGAGUUUGAGCGCAGGACUUAUUUUUGUGCAUUUUUAUUGACUUGUUGAUUCCUAUUAUUAUUCUCUUAAUAAAAUUACUAUUAACCCCUUCGCGACCGAGGACGGUUCAGGACCGUCCUCGGCAUUUUUGCCUUGCAGACCGAUGACGGUCCUGAACCGUCCUAACGGUCAGAGGUACUUACCUGAUCGCCGUCGUUCCCCCGGCGGCGAUCAGUGUUGCUCCGGUUGUGGGGAGACUGCCUGCAGCCCAGACAGUCUCCCCACACUGAAUUAGGACCCCUGUGGCCAUGUGAUCGCUCAACACAGCGAUCACAUGGCCACAAUAGGUGUCCAUGUGUCUGCCUGCAAGGGACAGUCUGUGCUGACAGGCAGUCUCCCUGCUAGUGUAAAAUCAGAAAAAAAAAUAAAGAUAGUGUUAAUAAAAAAAAAUAAUUAUAUAUGUGUAUACAUAUAUGAUAUAUAGACAUAUAUUAUAUCUAUAUAAUAUAUGUCUAUAUAUCAUAUAUAUAUAAUGUCAUACUAAGUGUAUUUUUAUAUUAAUAUGUACUUAUAUUAAUAUAAAAAUACACUUAUAAUUAAAUUACACACGUAUAUAUAUAAUAUAUAUAAUAACUAUAUAUAUUGUAUAUAUAUAUCAUUAUAAAAUAUAAAUAAUAAGUAAUUUAAAUUAAAUAUAUUUUUUUUAAAUAAUAAUAAAAAAUGUAAAAAAAAUUAUAUAUCUAUAUGAAAUUUUAUUCUAACUGUAUUUUAAAAUUAAUAUAUAUAUAUUUAUAUCAAAAUACACUUAGAAUGAAUUUGUAUAUAUAUCUAUGUAUAUAAAAUAAAUAAAAAUAAUACGAAAUAUACAUGUCCAUAUACAAAAUUACAUAAAUAAUUAUAUAAAUAUACACGUAGACUUCAAAUAUAUAAAUAUGCAUAUAUAUUUAAAUUCUACGUGCGUAUUUAUGUAAUAUUUUUACAUAUUUCAGUAAUUUUAUUGAUUGCAAUUUGAGGGACCUGCCUGCCAACCCAGGCCGAAAUUCCAGAGAAUUUAAUUUGCUAGCACUGUAUUUACCCUGUAACGUUCUACGACACCCUAAAACCUGUACAUGGGGGGUACUGUUUUACUCGGGAGACUUCGCUGAACACAAAUAUUAGUGAUUCAAAACAGUAAAACAUAUCACAGCGAUGAUAUUGUCAGUGAAAAUUACUUUUUUUGCAUUUUUCACACACAAACAGCACUUUUACUGAUGAUAUAAUUGUUGUGAUACGUUUUCCAGUUUUUAAACACUAAUAUUUGUGUUCAGCGAUGUCUCCCGAGUAAAACAGUACCCCCCAUGUACAGGUUUUAUAGCAUUUUUGAAAGUUACAAGGUCAAAUAUAUGGGUAAAAUAUUUUUACAUUGAAAAUGGCCAGGUUGGUUACGUUGCCUUUGAGAGCGUAUGGUAGCCCAGGAAUGAGAAUUACCCCAUGAUGGCAUACCAUUUGCAAAAGAAGACAACCCAAGGUAUUGCAAAUGGGGUAUGUCCAGUCUUUUUUAGUAACCACUUGGUCACAAACACUGGCCAAAAUUAGCGUUCAAUUUAGUUUUUUUACUUUUUUCACACACAAACAAAUAUGAAUGCUUACUUUGGCCAGUGUUUUCUACUAAGUGGCUACUAAAAAAGACUGGACAUACCCCAUAUUGAAUACCCUGGGUUGUCUACUUUUAAAAAAAUAUGUACAUGUGGGGUGUUAUUCAGAGAUUUAUGACAGAUAAUAGUGUUACAAUGUCACUAUUGAUAAAUUUUAAAAAUGUAUGUUUUGAAACCACAAUAUCCUACUUGUACCUAUAGCCCUAUAACAUGCAAAAAAAAGCAAAAAAAGCACGUAAACACUGGGUAUUUUUAAACUCAGGACAAAAUUUUGAAUCUAUUUAGCAGUUUUUUUCAUUCGCUUUUGUAGAUGAGUAAAAGAUUUUUCAAGUAAAAGUAAAAAAACAUGUAUUUUGUUCAAUUUUUCAUCAUAUUUUUUUAUUUUUUUUAAAUUAAAAUACAUGAGUUUAUAUAAAUAAUGGUAUGUAAAGAAAGCCCCUUUUGUCCUGAAAAAAACAAUAUAUAAUUUGUAUGGGAACAGUAAAUGAGAAAGCGGAAAAUUACAGCCAAACACAAACACCACAAAAGUGUAAAAAUAUGCCUGGUCGCAAAUGUACAACAUCGCAAAAAAGGUCCAGUCCUUAAGGGGUUAAAAAGUAGUUUUAUUUAUGUUAUUUGUAUGAAUGGUUUGUGUUUUUUUAUAUAUAUAUAUUUAGGUAUUUUCACUGCUAUGUAUAUUGUCCGAUUUAUAUAAAUAAUUUUUUUUCAAACUUUGUUUUUACCCCAUCAGAUAAACCACUAUAGAUAAUAGAUAGGCCACAAAAGUCAAAUUAACAUUCUUGAUAAUGGUAGAACCCCGAUAUAUCUUGUAAAACAAAAGUACCCCUCUUUAUCAAUUAGAAAAGCAUUACUUUCAUAUACAACUGUCUGUUCUGUAACUUUCCCCUGAAUUAGGCAGGACCUUUUAGUACAAACGUGUUAGGUGCAAAGUGCACACAGAGUAGUUAUGACAAAUCUGGGUGUGUCAAUGUGCAACCUGUUCCCUUUUGGCAUUCAAGCAUGAAUACAUGAACCUGCUGUUUGCUGAGUUUCAGGUUACUAUUAAAAAAAAAUCACAAUAAGGAAGCUGGCUCUGACUACCCUAUCAUAUUCAAAGCUGAUGUCACAAGAAGGAAGGUUAUAAAGGUAAGAGGUGAUACCAUUUCGCAAACAAGUUCCUCGCUCCUUCAUUUAAAGUCUCAGAAUCAGGAUUUGGCACAUGAAGGUAAGUUCUGGUUAAGCUUUGGCUAUAUAUGAGAGAUAAGAGUGGAUGGACAUUUAUUUACAAUAGUUUGUUUUUUUCUCCUUUUUUCUGUUAAUGGAUAAAUGAUAACAUUAAACGUGUGAAGACCAAUUCUAAGAUUUUGCCCUGCUUUUUGGGGUUACAAGUAACUAUCAAGACAUUGUGAAAAAGACUGGCACGUGUCCGUAAGAUAAUAGUGGAGAAAGGGUUAACGGUUUAAGCAAUCUUUUUCAUUGGUACAUCUUAUUUCUUCUACAUUUGUACAUCUUUCUAUAAACAAAAAAAAAUAUAAAAGGUGCAUAGGUACACAAGUGUAUAAAAUUUUAAAUAUAUAUAUUUUUAUUUUAUUUAUUUAUUUAUUUAUAUUAUUAUCAUUUUUAUGAGAAAAUCUGAGCAAUAGAUUUCACAUUUCUGUGCACAUAGAAAUCAAGAUGCAAUAUUUAAGCAAAUAUAGCACAUUUUUUAAAAUUUGCCAAACUCCCUUAGAAAUGGAAAUUCUUUUUUUCAUAUAUUAUAUAUUUAUAUUUAAGAUUUUCAUUUCAUUGCAAUAUUGUAUUUAAUAUGUACACAGGCAUAUAUAUAUAUAUAUAUAUAUAUAUAUAUAUAUAUAUAUAUAUUUAUGUGUAUUAACUUGCUCUUUAUUGUGUACAAACAAAAAUGUCAAAGCACGCAAGGGGUCCUUCUUAGAAAAAUCUAAAAAGCACUUACUUUAUUUAAUCACCGUUAAAAGAAAAAAAUUGCAAAUGUACAAUAAUAACCAUUGACUUGCAGUCUGGGACCAUUCCUAAUAAUUGCAAAAAUUAAAAAAAGAAAGCUAUCUCUCUGUUUAUCUAACUAUUAUGAUGUUCAAGUAGAUAUUGUAGCCGUAUUAGUCCAGUGAUGUAGAUGUAAAAAACAGAUAAAAUUCUUAUCUUGUAAUACCUUUUUUAUUGGACUAACAGAAUUUUUUAAUGACAAGCUUUCGGGAGAACCUCCCUUUCUGAACUCUGAAGCAUUUCUGAGCAAGACGACACAUAGAAUUCAAAGUUGAGUUGUGAUACAGGGGUUAAAACGACAAUUAAAAAUAAAAAAAGGUAUUUCAAGAUAUGAAUUUUAACUAUUAUGACAUAUAUAUAUAUAUUUUCUAAAUGCACAUAUAUAUAUAUCAUACACACACACACAUUGCUGCAUUCCUGACCCUGUAGUCACAUCAAAGAGUAAUGGGCUGUAACACCUGUCCUCAUUCCAAUCAGGAAAACCUGUUUGUGAAGCUGUAACAGGUAUUACCCAAAUAAAAUAUUUAAAGAUAGACAGAGAUUGUUUGUGUUCAUUUAAACUUUUUGUUGUUGUUCGGGAUACAUAUAAGCUCAGUCAUGAAAAUUUCCAUUUUCCAUUAGUUUUUUUCUCUUCAAAUCAUAUCUUUAUUUUGCUUGGUUUACUUUUAUUCGACUGCUGUGGAAAAAAAAAAAACGUGUAGUCUUGUUUUUUUUGAAUCACCUUUUGGUUUCAAGUAAAUAAACCUGUUGAAUAUUAAUAUUAAACACUAAAAAUAUAUCCUCCAAAGUAUUCCAAUGAGUAUGACAGUGAAUUUUAUACUGUAAAGGGCUGCAAAAUUUGUUGGCGCUAUAUAAAUAAUAAUAAUAAUUAUCAACCACGUUCAUUUCUUUGUUAACAUUUAUAGACUUGCAAAAUGCUAUUUUAUUUUAUUUAUUCAUAGUUACACUUUAAAAAAAUAAAAAUGAUAUAUAUAUAUAUAUAUAUAUAUAUAUAAAUCGGAAAAAUCUUGCACUCCACCAAUACCAAAUAUAUGUAAUGCCCGGUGCUUGUCAGCCAAAAACACAAAAGUUGCAAAAGAUAGCACUCCAAGGACUUAUCUAAAAUAUAACUUUUAUUUACCUUCAAUAAAAAUCACACUGUCAACGUUUCAGCUUGAUCCCUUUAAGCUUUCCUGAUGAAAGCUUGAGGGGAUCAAGGUGAAACGUUGACAGUGUGAUUUUUAUUGAAGGUAAAUAAAAGUUAUAUUUUAGAUAAGUCCUUGGAGUGCUAUCUUUUGCAACUUUUAAUUGCAAUAAAUAACGAGUUGUAACAGGGUUGAUGCUUACUUACCUAGUUGAAAAGGUAUAAUUUUUUUUUUUUAAUUAUUAUUGAUCUUGGUAAAAAGCAAAAACAAGCAGGGAUUUAAUUUUCUAUUGUCUGACAAGUAAAUCCCUCUUUAAAUAACUUGUUAUUGUAUCUAUGCUGCAUUCAUGAUUGUUUGUAUAUGUAAAUUACGAUGGGGUAUCUCCUGACACCAUAAAGCUGACACUAUGAUACAGUUUCGGAGAUAUGCUCAGUGUCUCCUACAGGGUUAUUAACUUAAAGAAUUUAGACCUGCAGCAUUGUUUUGUCCCUGCAAUGUAAAGAUAAACACACAAGUGGGUUGGGAUUAUAUAAUAUAUUAUACAACAAUUAUUAUACUAUAUAUAUAAUACACCAAUCAAAUGGGAUUAUAUUAUAUACAUAUAGACACACACACGUACCAAUCUGAUUGGUAAUUGGUGCAUUCUUUAGAGCAGGGGGUGCCCAAAAGGUAGCUCCCCAGAUGUAGAACUACAACUCCCAUGAUGCUUAGCAUGACUUUAGAAUUGCAAAGUAUCAUGGAGGCUGUAGUUUUAAAACACCUGGGCAUAUGACUUUCGGGCAGCCCCGCUUUAAAGAGUAAAGCAUGCCGAUUGGCAGCCUGACAGUGAAAGAAAGUGAUCUUUAGAUGGAUGUGUAUACAGGAUUAUUCACUAAACUGAGAAUUCAGAGAGAUUUCACAUUUCAGGCCAAAGUAGCCGAAUAUUUUAUUCCUUGGAUUUGGAAUUCUCUUUGAAUUCUUAUUUUUGUUAAUAACCCUGUCAGUCUCAGUGUGCGUCUUUAAACCGUGAAUGGAAAUAUCAGUUUUAUUUCCAUCUUAAAUAAAAUUAGAUUUUACUGGAAUUCCACAUCAGGACAGAAUAUGUCGGGAUGAUUGUGGUAGCCAUUAUCUAGUGCCGUGGAGGUAAGUGUUUUUUACCUCCACCGCACUAGAUAAUGAUAAUAAUUUACCUCCAAUACACACCUUAUCCAGUAAACACUUCAAUUGAUUUUCUAAAGGCAUGCAAAGCAUUAUGGGAGUUGUAGUUCUACAUCUGGGGAGCUACCUUUUGGGCACCCCUGCUCUAAAGAAUGCACAAAUUACCAAUCAGAUUGGUACGUGUGUGUGUAUAUAUGUAUAUAAAAUAAUUCCAUUUGAUUGAUGUAUUAUAUAUAUAGUAUAAUAAUUGUUGUAUAAUAUAUUAUAUAAUCCCAGCCCACUUAUGUGUUUAUCUUUACAUUCAAUUGAUUUUACUGAAGUGAGGUAAAGAACAGUCUAUAUAAUAAAAGUUAAAACCAUAUUCAUUUCAUUUUCUGACUGAAAUUCUCCAAUCUGCAUAAGACACCUUGUGGAAUUUUUUGAUGCGGUCUAAGAUUUUCUGACACAAGUUUCGCAAGUCCUAGUUCAGCAAUUGAAACAGCACAUUACUUUCAUUCCACAUGUAUAAACGUUUCUUUGAAAUGGCUUGAUUUCUGGUUUCUGUUGUCUCCUUCUUUUCUCACAUUCAGUCACUCUUCAAGUACUUCCACCUUUCAUCAACUUCUCACAACCAAAACUCUGAAUCAUGUCCCGGUAAUCUGCAAUACACCUUAAAUUUAAAUAAAUAGAUUUAUAAAUUUAUAAUGAACUUGUCACCUAAGACACAGCUUAACAAUUAGCUGAACAUUUGAGGCAUGGUUCCUACAAAUAUUUCUGCUUACUCCAGAGUAUAUAAAUUAGAUGUUUAUGAAUGCUCUACAUAUAUACCGCCUAUAAAAAAGUCAUAUAAACGUGUCUCUUUAGUUCCUAAAGUCUACAAAUUAUUAAUCGUUGACUUGAAAUCUUUUUAUUGGAGCUUUAAAACCUUCCACAUGUUGUAUCACCCUUUUUGUUUUUAACAACCUCAGCAGUUUAGGUUAUAAUUAUUAAGUGUUCUUGCAUAGCAAGACCACUUAAUGUUAUCUCACAUUUAUAUUAUUAUUAUUAUUAAGUGUUCUUGCAUAUAUAUUAUUCUUAUUCUUAUUAUAGCCAAAUUUAGCACCCUAACUCCUCCCACAGUUUUUACACUACAUAGACCGUAAUAUACCGAAACGUGCAGAUUGUUCCCGAUUGGUGUGUUAUUACUUUGUGGAACAUUUCGCCGAAUGGUUCACGGAAUAUCGUCGUUCUUGUGGCGAAAUUGGUCCCAUAGGAGUGAAUGGCAAAAUGUUCAAAACUAGAGUGGGUGUAGGAUGUAUAGUUGGAGAAGCAAGUGAUGUCAUAGACAGGGCCUUUUGUACACCUGCUAAUGUUUUUAUGAAUGUAUGUUUUAAUGUAACUGUGAAGCACUUUGGGCAACAGCAUUGCAAUUAAAUUUGCUAUAUAAAGAAAUAAUAACAGUUACUCCGCCCACUCCAGUAGUAGACUACUGGUGGAGGCAACAACACUUCACACAAUUUCCCCAGAAAUUUUAGCUUUUCUAGUUAUAGUACUUUUUGUGUGCAUGAACACAUGAACACUAUAACGCAAUACAUAUUGUGCUUGAUUAUUCAAUCAGAUUAGCAAAAAUCUUAGGUUUCCCCAACAUAGAACCCAGCCAGAUAACUCAGCCCAUCAGAUGACUUGUGUCUCUUCAGACAUUUUUCCAUAUGAUUGCUGUCUCUCCGACACACUUUUUGGCAAACUCUAAGUGGAAUAUUGUUUCAAUUGGCCUGAUGCUCAGUUUUGGUGGAUUAUGAUAUCUGGGCAGAGUUGUAGCUGUGUCAUAUUCUUUCCAGUUUAAUUGUGGAUUUAAUAUUCUAGAUCUAGGGUAGACAACCUUCAGUACUCAGUUGUUGUGGACUACAUCUCAUAUAAUACCAAACAUGCCUACCCCGUGUCUAGAUAAGUGGUCCCCAACCCUGUCCUCAUGGACGACAGUCCAGGUUUUGUCAGUAUCUCUAUUUGAAUAAAAAAGGGAAAUACAUAAAUCCUGAACUGUUCAUGAGGACUGGGCUGGGGACCACUGCUCUCGAUGAGGUAAAAAGUUAGAGACUUUCUAUAAAACUUGUUUUGGACUUGUUUUCCUUGAACAUCUUGGUUUUCAUAUUACUGUUGGCUUAAAUAUGCUUUCUAACAAUCUCCAGGGCGGUCCAGACACAGGUGUAUUUAUUCUUAAGUCACGUGAACUUUUCAUUGCUCUUAAGUAAUGUGUCUUCAGAAGGCAAUUGGAGAAUGCAUAAAAAUAUUUUAUUUCAAACAUUAAUGUUUUAUUGAAACUUUAACAAGAUGUACAAAAGAUAGACUGUGAAACUGUGCCAUUAUAUGAGAAAUUAAAAUUGCAGAUCAGUUUCUCUCAUGGACAGUAUUAUAAAACAUGCCUUAGGGUAAGAAUGAGAUGUUUGCAAUUGUUAGAAAAUAAGGGUUGAAAAUGUGCAUUUCAAAUGUUUAUUUUGUUAUGUCAGCAUAAACAAAGUGCAAUAAUUAAAGCCCUAAAAAUAUUCUGCCAGUAUAUUCCUCACUCAGUACUCUCACCUGUAGUAAAUCUAGGAGAUUCUUACAGGGUUAAUCACAAAUGUGAGAAUUGUUAGGAAUUGGUCAAAGUAUGGGUGCAUACUUGACUUGGAGAAUUUGUCCAGUUUGGCAACGUUGGCCUUAAAUUUCAAAAUCCCUUUUAAUUCACUUUGAAUUCGUGACAGUUCUCAGUAAAGUGACUGAAGAAGAGUUAGAAAACUGAAGAAGAGGUUUUUUUUUUGUGCGCCUGGUGAUGUUAAAUUUGGCCCCUUCAGGUGUAAAACUUACAGUAUGAAGGUCAAAUGCUCGUAUAUCCGAAACGCUACGAAAGGAGACUAGGCAUAGAAGUAAUGUUAGUUUGGCUGAAAGUUGUCGAAGUGUCAGAGCUUUGUUGGGGCUCCUGCAUUCCAAGAAUUCGAAGACUUGGGUGACAUCCCAAAAGGAGGAAUACCUUGGCUGGGGUGGUCUAGCCAGUCGAAUUCCUCUCAAGAGUCUACAGAAAGAGGGGUGUUUACCUAUGGAAGCGUUGUCAAUAGAGUUGUGAGCCGCUGAAAUAGCGGAUCAAAACACAUUGAUCGAUCUGUAGGAUUUGCCUUGAUCCAAUAAGGCGAAUAAGAAUUUCAGAAGGCCGUGAGAGAUGCUGAAAAGGAAUCGAUAUCCCUUUCCAAACACCAGCUGACCCAUGUCUGCCAAGCAGAAAGGUAGGCGCGUCUACUGCCUGGUGCCCAGGAAUCCCAUAGGAGUGUCCGAGCUGUUGUCAGAAGUCCUGACACAUUCCAGGAUCCCCUGAAACGGUCCAGGCAACUAAUUGGAGUCUCUCCUGAAGAGCGAGAGGAUGACAGUCCCCUGCUGGAUUCCUGAGGAUGUCGUGGUACUGGGGCAGUAGAAUUGGAUAAUUCACAGAUAGCUCCAGGAGAGUUGGAUACCAGGUCUGGGCCCUCCAUAAUGGAGUUACAAUGACUAUCGUCACUCCCAGAGUUUUGACCCGGUAGAGGGUGUGUUGUAUCAUGGAGAAAGGCGGGAACUGCGUAUCGCAAAUGAUCCUGCUAUUAACUCCAGACAAUUGAUGUGUAGGACUUGUUCUGAGGGGGACCAUAUUCCCCUGGUGGACCUUUCUGAGCAAGUGGCGCCCCAACCUAGGAGGCUGACAUUGGAUUCCAGGACAAAGUCUGGUUGGGAUCUGAAUAUGGCUUUGCCAUUCCAAGCUUCCAUGUUGUGGAGCCACCAGUGGAGUUCUAUGCAAACUUCGUCUGUGAGGAAGAUCAACUGAUCGUAUGAAGUGGACCGGUGUAGGUAGUAUGUUUUGAGCCACUGCAUGGCUCGAUAGUGUAAUGGUCCUGGGUAAAUAGCCUGGAUGGAGGCUGACAGAAGGCCUAUGGUGUGAGCCAAAUUGCAUAAGCAAAUGUUUUGGAAUGAGAGUAAUUUGCGGAUGUCUCUCUUUAAGGACUUUAUUUUCGUGGAAGGCAAUUCUAAGUGUGCUUCUAUCUAAUCUAUUAGAAACCCAAGGAAUUGAACCGUCUGUGAGGGUUCCAAGGCCGAUUUCUGGAAGUUUAUGACAAACCCUAGGUUUUGUAGCAAUGCGGUUGUCAUGUCUGUAUGUAGGCGGAGCAGAGUUGGAUUCUGAGCCAUGAUCAGAAUGUCGUCUAGAUAGAUAAUGGAUCGUAUCCUGCGAUCGGAGUAGCGCCAUCACUGGUUUUAUCAGUUUGGUGAAACACCAUGGCGCCGAGCAAAGGCCGAAAGGCAGGCAAGUGAACUGCCAAAUCUCCCCUUGCCAGAGGAACUGAAGAAAGGCUUGAUGGUUGCGAGCUACAGGGACUGUGAGAUAAGAAUCCUUGAGAUUGAAUCUCGAAAACCAGUCUCCCACGCAGAGGAGGUCCCUUAGAAGAUGGAUGUCUUGAAGUGUCGGUAACUGACCUGUUGGUUCAGGUCUUUUAAAUUGAUAAUAGGGCGAAGAUCUCCUGUCUUCUUGUGAACCAGGAAGAUGUUGCUGAUGAAUGUGUGUGGGAAAGGCGAUCUUUCGAUUGCUCCUUUGUCCAUGAGUUUGUGUAAUUCUACUUGUAAUGUGAGGUCGUUUGUUGUGGACAUUCUCAGAGGUGUGGGUGGUGUAUCCUGAAAAGGAGUGGAAAGGAAGUCUAUUUUGUAACCCCUGACAGUGUUUAGGAUCCAUAGAUCUUGUGAAAGCAAUUCCCAUUGCUGAAAAAAAUGGGUUAGUCGGCCUGCUAUAGGAAUAUUGAGAGAAAAAGGGGUUGUUACCUGGAGCAGUGCGUCCACGUAGGGAAGCAGAUCCACGCCCUCGUAUGGAUCCCCUGUUGGUAACCAACUGCUGAUGGUAUGGGCGAGUAGUUCCUGAGCUCCAAUAGUUGUCCGUGGGACGAGGCCUUUAGCCUGUGAAGGCUGCUCUGCUGGUCGUUCGUCCUCUGUAACACCCAGCUCUCCCGGAGAAAUGCUGUGACUGUGAGCGAAAUACUGUGAGGAUUGGGUUUUGGUCAAGGUAGUAAAGACCGAUACAUGUUUUGAUAGGUCUCUUAUAAAAAAAGUAAGCCAUUGGCUUCAGGUCCCAAUUCUAGGGAUCCUAGGUCUGCUAACUUAGCAUCAAUCUUAUAUAAUGUCGCUUUGCGCCUCUCUGAGGACAUGUUGGCAUUACACAAGAAGCAUAAAGCCCUCUGGGCACAUUCUCGCACGGAAUGUGCAUCAUAUUCUCCAGUGUUAGUAGUUUCAUCAGCUAAAAUAAAAAUUUGCCCUUAUGAGGAUCUUUGCCUGUUCUAUUGAGGAAGGUUACUAACAUGUGGUCGAAUUCGAGAGCCACUUUGUUAGGUAUGGUAGGCCGAGGGCAUUCGGCUCUGAGUUUGGCACGUACUUCUUUAUCAAGUGGCUUUCGUAGCCACAUUUUGCAAAAUUUGGCUAUGUAGGCAGUUGGGGCCCAUUCGGCUGAACGAGGGUGUUUAAUGACCAUAGGAUCGAAAAAGGGAGCGCCCGACGUAUCCAGAAGGAUGAUUUUUAGAGGAUUUCGAUCUGAAUUUGUAUCUAGGUAGGUCUCUUUAACAAAUUCUGAUGUGGGAUCAGGUAGCGCAUUCGCUGUGGACUCCCCAUCAGAAAAAACGAGAUAAUAGUCAUCAGCCAUAGAGGUAGAACGCUCUAAAGGGUCUGAGGUGGCCUGGGCUGGACGGGAGGAUGAGAGUUUAAGGGACUUGGCGGAAGCCUUGCCCUUUCCUGACGAUGCACUAUUCCCUUUCCAGGGACGUUUACGUGAUACCUCCUCCUAAUCCGAAGGCUAAGAGUCAUCGGAGUCGGAGGGGAGGCGUAUGGUGGGGUUAACUUCAGUAGAAGAUUUAGCGUGAAAAGCUGCUAAAGCUUUAGGGAUGGAUUCCAUAAUAGUGGAAAUGAGCCAGGUGCGCAGUUCUUGCGAGAUUGCAGGCUCAGCUUGGUCAGACAUGUUUGGUCUGUGGUAGAUUGUAAUAACUAAAAUAAGUUAAACAACUAUGCAAUUAGUAGGGUCACCCACUAUGUUUAAGGAAUAAUUGUAAAUGCGGCAAUAUAGCAGUUAGUGGGUUGACCACUAACUUAUAGUAAGUGGAAUAAACCACAACAGCUAAAAAAUACACUGGAGUUGUGGGUCACCCUGGAGUAUUUGACACCUUAAGGUGUGUGUGUAUAAGUCGAAAAAUUAUUUGAGUGAGUUAGCACUCUUAAUAAGUUCAAAGGCUAGUUCACCCAUAUAAUAAACAGAAGUAUUAAGUGGGUAAAACACUAUAGUGUUUAUUGAAAUUGGGCGUCACCCACAAAUAGACUCAAAUUGAAAAGUGCAGUAGGAUCUUAAGUGGUUAAUACACUUAUUAUUAAAUGAUGGUGGGGGUCACCCACAAAUAUACACAGACAAUUGAAUGCAACAGUGGGGGUCACCCACAAAAAGCCCUGCUUUAUUGUCAAAGCAGAAGUAUUUUUUUGAAAGAAGUCUGAAAGGAAAAAAAAGGGCAAAAUGAAACACAGGGUCCGAAUUAGAGAAAACACAAAAAAAUGUAUUCAGGGACUCAGUAGGUACUUACCGAUCCGGUGAGCGUCUGGGAUAAUUCCGACCAUUAUCUAGCCAACCGCAGUGUUGAACGAGCGGGAGAAAGCCGUCGGAAAAUGGCCGCCGCAAAGGAAGGGCGGGAACAAUGCGCGUCGCGAGUAGGCGGUUAGUUGAAAAGGGCGGGAAAGCACAGCCGCGGACUCAUGGGAAGUAAAGUCCGCGACAGAUAGCAGAUUGUGAUGGGCUGCGGUCUCGUCUGAGGAGAGAGCCAUGGCCAGAUAUAAUUAAUAAUUCAGGCAAACCUCUGUGUGGGAACGGAGGUCGCCAGAUAUUUAAAGUGGAAGUUAGUCAUGAAAAGAAUUAAUGUGGAUGAUGUGAAUAUUAUUGUGGUAAUAGUGACUAGUAAUGAGGUAAAAAGGACCUGUGUAAACAAGUGUGUCCCAUAUAAAGGUGAAUUGUGAUAAAAAAAAAAAAUUUAAAACAGUAUAAACAAAUAUAUAAUUAGCCUAAAACAAAAGGCAAUAUAAUUGGAGUAGACUCACCUGGGAGGCAAGCAGCAAAGAAAGAGGAAGUGGGAGGAGCUUGAGGACACUAUAUUCUAUGCUUGUACACUCUGAUUGGUUAAAUGUUGUACAUCAUUGUUAACUAUUUCUUUGCUGCUGGGAGGUUGAGUAAAGAAAGAUAAGCAAAUAUGAAGCCUCCUGUCUUGACAUAAAAUUACAGCUAGCAUGUUAAUCUGCCAGGUUAAAAAUGUUUUUUUUUUUAUGUUUUUUUAUUUCAGACAUGUACUUGCCUUGUAUUAUAUUUGCUGAUGCUUCAAUAAUUCAGGCCUUUGUACUCUUGUCAUCAUAAAUAUCUCCUGGUUAAUUUAUUAAAUGUUUCAAUGUUUCUUCUGAAACUCCCCAUAUCCCACCCAUAUACCCCCCUGCCCCCACCCUAUUUUUUAAAUCCUUUUGUAAAGUUCCUAUCUAUCAAUCUUCUUUUCCUGCUUACUUUUGGAGAGAGAGUGCACAUCUUGCAUCCAUUAUAUUACAAUUCAUUUUGUUAUUCUGUUUAUCUGCCCGUUUUGGUGAGUUCUAUACGUUUAUCCCAUUUCCUCCUCUCCUCUUCCCUGUUACCUCCCCUCCCGGAAACUGAACAUCAGUUAUACCCAACUUGAUUAUUACAUACUAAGGUCAGGAGAGAGGAGAAAUACGAUAUUACUUCCAGCUCCAGUUUGUAGUUAUUUAACCCCCCCAAAAACAAAAAAUAAAUAAAGAAUCAGGGGGAAGAGGGGUCACUUUUUAACUCUAUGGAAUUUUAUUUGUUUGGUUCACGUUUCCAUUUUGUUUAUCCAUGUAUCCCAGUCUUCUAUCUGAGUAUAUUUAUUUCCUAAGUUCACCAGGAUACCCCUUUCCAUUUUUGCCUGCCAUAUGACUUGUUUAAUUAGUUCUUGGGUGCAUGGCAUUGUCACUGUUUUUCAGUUUCGUGCUAAAAGUAAUUUAGCUGCCGUAAUAAUAUGUAGUGUCAACAUUAGUUUCUUUUUUUGUCAUUUUUGGCCAGUUCAGGUAUAACAGGACCACUUCAGGCUUAAAUGCUAAUUUCAUUUCUGUUAUAUCACAUUGAUUAUAUCUUUCCAGAAUGUGUUUAUGGGUGCACGAUGCCACCAUGUAUGAAUCAGAUUGCCUUCAUUAACAUUACAUUUCCAGCAUCUGUCUGAUGACUCUGGGAAGAUUUUCUUUAGGUGUUAGGUACCAUCUGUUUGAGAGUUUGAAUUGCUUUCAGUAAGAUUUAAGCAAUGUAUAUGUUUAUAUAUAUUUGAUUAAGGAAUCUAUCAACUCUUCUUCUGCUAUAUGUUCUUGCAAUUCUUUUUUCCAUUUAUUAAUCAAUUCUAUCGGUUUGUCGUGUUUCCAUCUAUAUAUAACUUUGGUGCAUUUUGCCAACAAUUUUUAUAAUUCUUCCGCCAGGUUAAAAUUAGUGUAGGACCGCCUUGUAUUGGGGUACUGUGAAGUAGUGGUGGGCUUAACACACUAUGGCUAUGAGGCGGAACUGAAUCCCCAUAUUUGGUUGCUGAGAUAGGGGAUUUGUAAGCAGAUUUGUAAAAUUUAAAACUGUAUUAUUUUUUGUGUGUGCACUGUUCCUUAAUCUGUAUUUUGUAUAUAUUUUGGUCUUUACGACAGCACCACUUUUUAGAUGUGCAUGUUACGGGUAUGCACCUAAUUCCCUUUUUUCUAUGCAACAAAAAGACGGUCAGCAUAUACUUAGAGACAUUUCUCAUUCCAACAGGCUAAUCCAGGAAAUAUUGUUGGACUUUCAUAUACUAUUCUGUUAGUCUAAGGAACACUUAUCUGCAUAAAUUAACCUUUCUGGAAAAUAAAAUCUCUAUUCCAGGAAACAGACAGUGAAAAAGGAAACAGACAUUACACAACCCCAUGGCUGCUACAUGUUAUGUUAUGUUUAGUUUUUUUGGUACAUGGAGCUUCGAAGCUGAUGUUUUUAUGUGUGUAUGUAGUCUCACAGACAGAAUCAUAAGACAGUAGAACGCAUAUGUGCUUUUUAUCACGUUAUUCUCAGUUGCUAAUGCAACACUCAAGCAGUUUUCACCUGUUUGCUGCAAUACUCAAGGGUCUUUACAUUUUUAUGUGGGGGUUUGAAUAUCUAUUAAUUAUUGGCAUUUAUGUAGCGCUAACAUAUUCCACAGCGCUUUAAAAUAUUAUAAGAGGGGGAAAUUUAACAAUAAAUGAGACAAGUACAACAUGUUACAGGAACAGUAGGUUGAAGAGGACCCUGCUCAGACGAGCUUACAGUCUAGAAGAGGUGGGAUAUAAAACACAUUAGGACGGGGGGCGGGGCUGGACCAGCAUGGCGGACGGUGGCAACUUGCAGGAGCUCCCAAGCACACUACCUGCCCAAGCGACAAAUCGAAACUCCUGCCGCUCACUGCUGGACCCCAAAAGCGACUUACCUAACACAGACGACGGCUGGAGUGUUCCGGUCCGAAAAACUGGGAUGCUGACUGCCAAAAGCCUUGCAGAGCGGUUUCAGCCUGGCGGGGGCUACGUGCAGGAGAGGCGGCCGAUCUCCCAUCCCAGAUCUCCUCACCCAGCAGGACCACACAGAGCUCCACUUCCCCCCCUCUGGACCGGGGGGAUAUCCCGGUCCGUAUUUCACUGCCUACAGAGCGGAUGGCUCCCAGCGGAAGAUGCAGCGGAACCACGGAAUAUAUUCAGAUGCUCAAAAUACUGGAUUCACAUACCUGCCACAGCCAAACAAAGAGACUAACCACUCAAAGCAGGACAGUGCCCCAGGGGAGCCUAGAGGCUAAGCUUGGAGCUAUCUUGGAAGCCUUCUGGGUGAAAAUGGCGGCAAAAGCGAAUGGUCACCAACGGGAACCCCCAGCAAAAGUCCAGAGGCGGACAGCCCAAAAUGGCCGUGAAUCGCAUAGCAGCAUUCCACGGGGUCCAGCACGCACCAUUAGCGGCAACCGUCUCUCUGGGUCUGGAGCCACCCAAGAGACCGGCUCGCUGGAAGUGACCAGGCAAACGGAACAUACCACCCACACCUACAAGCCGCCAUCUGGGGAGACAAGUGCUGUUGAAGGGGAAGCCUACACAGUGGCGCUCAAGCAAACUACGGGACACAGAGAAAUGCAGACUAAAACAGAGGAAGGUACCGACAACAACCAAAAUUGGACCCCCUGUGACCACUCAGUCCCACUGGCCCCCACAUCUGCUCAAGACCCUGAGGGACUGCCCAACAGAUCACCAAUGUUUCCCGAUGUCAGGAGUCGGCUGAACUUGAACUGGACAUACCCUUCCGUGCCUAAGUUACCAGACCCACUAUACACUAAUAGUAGCCACCUUACCUGAUUGUGCAAACUGUUACGUGCUUUAACCCAUGGUUUACCCUGUUCUUAUACAUGUUCAGAUGUCCUAGCUAGUAACCUCUAUUUUACACUUUCUAUCCCUCUGUAAAGUGUUUAUCCAUGUAUAACCAGUUAGGCAAGCAACAAUACUGAAGAUAUACCUUGUUAGUUAAACAUCUUAUGCCAGCAUAAGUACCAAUCUAUAGGAGCUAGACUUGACUGAUUAGCUUGUAUAAUGACCUAUUUAAAAAAAGCCUGCUUAAAAUAUAAAAAUGUCCCUGUUAUCCAUAUGUCCCGCAUGUUAAGUGAGGAAAAGCCUGAGGACUGCUUCUGGGGCACCUCAGACAUGCUUGUAUCACUUGCUAUGCACUGCAAAAAAAAAAAACACACAUUAGGACAUGGGGUAGCAUCAAACAAGGUGGGAGUGAAGCAGAACUGAAGGAGAGAGUAAAGCACUGCCCAAUAGGAGAGAGUAAGGGUCAUGUAUGUGAGGUAGAGGUUACUCUUGGAGGCCAUAAGCUAUCCUGAAGAGAUGGGUUUUGAGCACGUUCUAAAUGAUUGAAGACUAGGGGAGAGUCUGUUGGUGGUAGGCAGGCUGUUCCAACAGAAAGGAGCUGCCUACGAGAAGUCCCGCAAGUACGAGUUAACAGUAAGGGUGGAAGCAGCGGACAAGAGAAGGUCAUUCGCAGAACAGAGAAGGGUCAUACCUAUGAAUCAGUGAAGAGAUAUUACAGGGGCUAGAGUUGUUCAGUGCCUUGUAGGUAUGGAUUAGUAUUUUGAAUUGACUCAAGGAAGGAAGUCAAUGUAAAGACUGACAGAGGAGUGAGGUGUGAAAGGAGCGACUGGAGAGGAAAUUCAUUAGAGACUGUAGCACGUCAGUACGGUUUCUGGGAAGGCCAAGUCAUAAUAUGAAUCUGAAUACAUAUCUCUAGGUCUUUGAAGUGUUACCUUGAUACAUUUUAGUUAUGGCAAAAAGUACCAAAUGGCAAAAUUAAGUGAACAGGUACCAAAGACACUAAAAUAUUACUUAUUGGUAGAUGGGUAGGGCAUCGUUUUUGGGUUAUGUUCUGUAUGAUGACUAAGGUCCUUGUUUUGCUCCUUUAGGCAUUAACCCUUUACCCUGAAGCUUGAAAGUGAAGUUUUUCGUAGUCUGUAUAGAGUAGUACAUGCAUUUUGACAUACUGUUAUGUCAGGUUUUUUUAAUUAAUUUUUUAAGGUUUUUAUUUCAACAAUUGCAUGUUUAAGAUGCAGGCAGUGAUAGCUGAAUACAGUGGUAAAGUACCAACAACAUAUCUACAUAUACACUGUCAUGUGAAUCAUCAGAUAUACGGCAGAAACAGAGAGGCCACCAACCCUAAAUAUGGGGUCUGUUUUGCAGGUGUUACUUGUGCCAGAGGUGAUGUGCCCUCUGGGCUAUGUUCCUUUGUUUGCGGAUUGCAAAGGCCAAGGUCUAAAAGCAUGAUUCGUUUUUGUAGGAAAAGUGGUGAGAACCACCGAUGCCAUUCAGAUACAAUUUGAUGAGUGUAGGGGUAUGUCCCAUCAUGUAAUUGGUUGGGGUCUAGGUUCCGUCUGCCGUAUAGUCGUAGUUCCCUGUAGUCUAGUAAAACACAUGCAGACUGGUGAAUAAGGGAAGUAGUAUCAAAGAGGGGGGUGAGGAGUAAAAAGGGGAGUACUAAGGCUGCCACAUAUCAAGUUGGGUAUACGUAAUGGAAGUGAUCAAGACUCCAGUGUGCGUUACCUUGGGGUCCUAUGUCAGGGCCGAGGGUGAGCGAAAGAUGGGUGGGUCUAAUGUGUGUUUUUUAGUCACUCUGGACCUGUUACAAGGGGGAGUUGGGAUGCAGUUACAAGUUUUUUAUUAUUAUAUUUCAUUUAUAAUUCUUAGAAAAUAUGAGUUAGUAUCCUACUCUGGCUGGGAAAACAGAGGUUUUCCCUAAGCGUCAAUGGGUGGGGUAGGUACUCAGGGCUUAUAUUAAAAAUAUGUUUCAUUGCAAGCAGAUCUUGACAGAAUUGAAUGGUUCUCCAGUAGAGGUCAUUAAAUAACCACAUUCUGGUAUUUUCAAGGGACCUGUCAGGCAAUUAAUUGUUGGGGGUUUUUUGUUUUUGCUUUUAUUUAUGUCUGCUUCGUCUUUGUAAAGCAGCUUAAUGUAUCUUUUUUUCUCUCCUUUGGUUUUUAUAGAUGAAGUUCCUUUUAUUGAUCAUUGUCAUGAUACCAUGGACUCAGAGCCAUGGAACACAUACCAGAUGUAAACAACCUUCACAUGAACAUUUAAAACAGAGACUUAUCCGAUUGGCUCCAGAUGCUCUCCUCUAUCUUAACAAACAGGACAUUACUCCAGACCUUGAGUUAAAGAAUUGCCCCAAGAGUGUUAAUCAGACAUCAGAUCUGAUCCAAGACCGGAGCAUCUCUCCAUGGUCCUAUAGGUGAGUAAAUACGUGUGCAGAUAUUUGUAGGUUACUUUGAAAACAUUGUUCCUGCCUACUGCACUGAGAUUAAAGGGACACAAUAAUCAAAACAAAUUUAACUUAAUGAAACAGUUUUUGUGUAUAGAUCAUGCCCCUGCAGUCUCACUGCCCAAUUAUCUGCCAUUUAGAAGUUAAAUCACUUUGUUUAUGCACCUUAUUCACACCUCCCUGCGUGUGACUUGCACAGCCUUUCUAUUCACUUCCUGUAAAGUGAAAUCUAAUGUUUAAACUCCCUUCAUUACAUAUACUGUUUAAUUUAGAAUUUAGCUUGCUAGACUCUGCAUGAGCCUCCCUUGUAUGAUUAAAGUUAAAUUUACAGCACAAUUUUCUAAAGUAAGUUAAUGUCUGGUUGAAAAUUAAACCAUUUGCUUUUACAUGCAGGCUGUGUGAAUCACAGUCGGGGAGGUGUGGCAAGGGCUGCAUAAAUAGAAACAAAAGUGGCUGAACUCAUAAAUGGUUCAGUCACUUCAGUUCAGAAUUGAGCGGUGAGACUUUAAAAACACCUAAACUACUUCAUUAAGAUGACAUUUUUAUGCUGACUAUAGUGUCCCUUAAAACACAAGUAUAAACUGUUUGGGUCCCUAGAAUACACAAAUUACCAAAGACUGCCGGUUUCAGUUCCCCAUGAAAAAAAUACAAUAUGAAUAGAGAUCCUUAAAUAUCUACCAAAAUUGUGACAAAUAAAUAGGUAAAUGGGGUUACAGAGUUAAACACCACAAUCAUCAAACAGUCUCUUUAUUCUACCACCUUGUGUACAGGGAGGGUAUUACAAUUGGGUAGUGGUUUAGUGAAGAGCCGCUAUCCAAUCAUUGUCAUCCUGCUCCUGAACAGUUUUCCGAUUACAUCACUAAUGACAUCAAGAGUCACAUAUCAUGACUGUCCAUCCAUUGCAGCCGCAGCCCUGAAAGGUUUAAGUUAAAUCUAGGCAAGGAAUUGUGAGGACUACUUACAAUAUGUAGUGGAUAUGGUGCUUAGACUCUCCAUUUCAUGUUUGCUCUCCCACAAAUGGAGAUAAGUCCAUUCCAUGGUCUGAGUGAACAGACCUGCUUCAUUUGAAAUGCUGCAAUUGACAUUUUCAUUUGAACAACAAGGCUCACAUUAAAACAUAUCAAUUUAUUGGAAUUUAGUCAAAGAUUUUAGACAUGAUACAUUCUGGUAAUAUAUGUACCAUUCUGUAUUCCUUUUCUCCUUUUCCUUAACUAUCUGUCCAUAAAUACAUUUCAGUAAUGAAGAUGUUGUAAUGGUAUGAAGGAAACUAUUUAACGUUUGCCUUUCUAGGAUCAACGAAGACUUAAACCGAUACCCGCAUAAAAUACUGGAGGCCUAUUGUCUUUGCAAAGGAUGCAUUUCCUCAUUCAACAAACCGGCAACCUCUAUGGUCAGCGAACCAUUUUAUAAAGAAAUCCCUGUUCUCAUCAAAACCUCAAAAUGCAAGAAAGAAAAAGUAAUCUUCAAGCUCCGAUACAUAAAAAUUGCCCAGUUUUGCAUCUGUCGAUUCCACUGAAGGAAAUAUUGGAAAAGAAAUGUCUCCAUCUUGGAUUUCUUCCUAGCAAUAUUCAAAGUUGAUGGCUUUGGGUUUAUGGUCUGACCUAUCUUGCAACUUCCUCUUGUAGCCUAAUCCUUUAGUCACUAAGUCAUUAAGGAUGUGAUUUUAUAAAUAUAUCCUUCACAAAAAAAAAAAGCUUUUUUGAUGACAGGGGCAAAAAUGUAUGUUCUGUGUUUUGGCAUAAGUGACCGGAGGCCAUUGUGUUAUUGUCUUAAGUGUUUUGACAUUCCUAGUCAAAUACUGGAGAGGGUGGUGCAACCAUCAAGUGGGAACAUGAUUUCCUGCUAGCAAAGUCAAUAAAACUUUGUAACAAUCACUGCUCGGACUUCAUGUCCAGUUAAUGCUUGCAGCAUGUGGUGAGUGAGUGCUACUUUCGUGAAAAUGAGGGCGCCACUUUGAUUACCUGAAGAUACUGUUUCCUGUGGUGCCAUUUUUUAUUUUUAUUUUUUUGGUAACAAACACUGUUGAAUAAAUAAGGGGAAAAAUUGCAGUAAGUCCAAUAUCUCCAUGAUGCUUAGCACUUCUUUUGUUUACUGGGGCAAGAAAAUACGUGAAUCUUCAGGUGAAAGACAUUUAUACUCUUGUAGAUAUUAAGCAUGUCUAUUUUUUUGUAAAUAAAGCGUUGUGAUAAGAAUUGAUAAACAGCCAGUUUUUUUGUUUCUACUGGCAGGCCAGUAAAAAAAAAUUAAAACAUUUUUUUUAAAUCACAGAGGGCCAAUCAUCAAACAGAAGCAGUAGCACCGCUCUUUUUGUUUGUAGAGAUGGUUAAACCUUACCUUUAGAGCUACCUGAUCUAUUGUACAUAGUUGAGCUAUAGACUUCAUAUUUAGUAUUGUGUAACAUAGCAUUAUAAGUUUUUGUAAUACAUAUACAUACAAAGAAAUUAUAAAAAAUGUGCUACAAUUUUAAUAUACUUCCUGAUAACCUUUAUAUGUUGCACUGUGUGGUGUUUCAGUAUCUCUAUGAUAAACAAUAAAACAUAUUACUUAUUUCUGAGACUCACAAAUGUAUAUUUGCUCCAUAACCUGUGGACUAUUUUCUACUUACUCUAAAAAAUAUGAACUAAAUCAAUAUUCUUUGAUAUAGAAAUAUAUGACUGAUAUUUUGCAAAUAGCACUUGGUUUAAUUUUUUAUGGGUGUGACUUUUAAAUAAUUAGAGCACUAAACAUUGUGACUUUAACAAGGUGUUGAUCGUAUUCUAAGAUACAAUAAUUACAGAGCUUUUGUUUUUUGAUACAAAGGGUGGUGUUUCAUAGAAGCUUUCGAUGUGUUUUUAGAAACUGCAUUUUUUUUUAUUUUGACAGAUCAACCUAUUAAAAGGACAUUUUUUUGCUUAAC
Messenger RNA from Pelobates cultripes (western spadefoot toad), 22924 nucleotides. Lineage: Eukaryota; Metazoa; Chordata; Amphibia; Anura; Pelobatidae. The record is from the annotation of a GenBank genome assembly.